Messenger RNA from Schizosaccharomyces osmophilus, 252 nucleotides. RefSeq names its product 1,3-beta-glucanosyltransferase. Gene Ontology annotation, cellular component: fungal-type cell wall; cytoplasm. Gene Ontology annotation, biological process: fungal-type cell wall (1->3)-beta-D-glucan biosynthetic process. The coding region runs from base 1 to 252 and encodes 83 amino acids. The record is from RefSeq and is a predicted model, not a curated record. The transcript is spliced from 2 exons. Gene Ontology annotation, molecular function: 1,3-beta-glucanosyltransferase activity. Lineage: Eukaryota; Fungi; Ascomycota; Schizosaccharomycetes; Schizosaccharomycetales; Schizosaccharomycetaceae.
AUGCCAAGGGAUUCAUUGAAGUCUCAAAAAAAGAAAAGAUUGCAAGAGAUUACUAAACCGGCUAUUAAAACCUUUACUGGUAAUGAGGUUGUCAAGAUUGCUACCAAUACUCCUCAGGACAAUGCUACAGAGGCUGACUUUUUGGGUUACAAUUACUAUGAAUGGUGUGGUGACUCUAACUUGUAUGCUUCCGGUUAUGCUGCUCGUACAAAUGAGCUCCAAAAUAUCACUGUUCCCAUCUUUUUUUUCUGA